UCAACAGCUAUUUAUCUCCACGAAGAAAAAAACACUACUUGUGUACAGGAAGUUGACCGGCUGAAAUACAUUCGAACAAGUUGUAACGUGUCACUUUUAAAUAUUUUUUAAUGACGCGAAACGUUUAACAUAUAGGUAGCGUCAACUAUUGUUUUCUCGUGUUAGUAGCUUGGACGCUGCUUUAAUGGUCCAAAUUGGCUAGCCGAAUGCUAACUGUUCGUUGGCUGCGGUGUGUACAUUUUGCCCCUCUCUGGCGUCAAAGGUUCCAAAUAUUGCCUAAAAAUAUGCCCGCUAAUGUUUGAAAUCUCUGAGUAAGCAGGGGGUAAACGCAGGUAGACGGCAAAUGUCGUAAUAAUGACACUAAACAGCGUUAACACCUGGCUCUUGACCACGUAAUGUUACUUGUGUGAGUUAUUCGGUUAGCCACGUAAACUGUUUCUGAUUGGUGUUAACGCAGCAGCAGCUAACUCGCCUAUCUACAACGUGUGGGACUCCUUAAAUGAAAAGCCUGACAACGAGUUGUGACGCUGUUUAAAUUGAAAGCCCCGAAGGCGAAUACUUUACAAAGCUCGCGGACCGACAUAUCAAGCCAACAUGCUCUAGUCGAACGCAUGCGAGACUCGUUGCACGUCGCGGAGGAUGAAGCGAGUCAUCUGGAUGUUAUCAGGAUCAAACAGAAGAAUGGUUAAGCUACUUUUUGCCCUGGCCUUGGUUGCCUACAUUGCCUCUGUCUGGGCCAAAUACACAACUGUGAGAUCGAUCAAAGAAUACGGGGAGAUGGAGAUUGAGCAGAAGAUUAAUGAGGCUGUGGCUCCACUACGUGACCAGAUUCGUGAUUUGGAGCAGAGUUUUUCUCAAAAAUACCCUCCUGUGAAAUUUCUGUCAGAGAAGGAUCGAAAGAGGAUUCUGAUUACUGGUGGUGCGGGUUUCGUGGGUUCCCACCUGACUGACAAGCUGAUGAUGGAUGGCCACGAGGUGACUGUGGUGGACAACUUUUUCACCGGCAGAAAAAGGAAUGUGGAGCACUGGCUCGGCCAUGAAAACUUUGAGCUCAUCAAUCAUGAUGUGGUGGAGCCACUCUACAUUGAGGUGGAUCAGAUCUACCACUUGGCCUCUCCAGCCUCUCCCCCCAAUUACAUGUACAACCCCAUCAAAACCAUCAAGACCAACACCAUCGGCACUCUCAAUAUGCUCGGUUUGGCCAAACGAGUGGGCGCCAGGCUUCUCUUGGCUUCUACCUCGGAAGUUUACGGAGACCCUGAGGUGCACCCCCAAAAUGAAGAGUAUUGGGGCCACGUAAAUCCCAUCGGUCCUCGAGCAUGCUAUGAUGAAGGGAAACGUGUUGCCGAGACCAUGUGUUACGCCUACAUGAAGCAGGAAGGAGUGGAGGUUCGAGUGGCGAGAAUCUUCAACACGUUCGGCUCCCGAAUGCACAUGAAUGAUGGGCGAGUUGUCAGUAACUUCAUCCUGCAGGCUCUCCAGGGGGAAGCACUCACAGUUUAUGGCACCGGUUCCCAAACAAGAGCCUUCCAGUACGUAAGUGACCUGGUUAACGGCAUGGUGCUGUUGAUGAACAGUAACAUCAGCAGUCCGGUCAAUCUGGGGAACCCAGAGGAGCAUACCAUACUGAAGUUCGCUCAGCUCAUCAAAAGUCUAGUCGUGAGCAGAAGUCAGAUCCAGUUUCUUCCUGAGGCCCAGGAUGACCCACAAAGGCGGAAGCCUGACAUCCGAAAAGCCAAGAUGAUGCUGGCCUGGGAACCAGUGGUGCCCCUGGAGGAGGGCCUGAAGAAAACCAUCCAGUACUUCAGCAGAGAACUGGAGCACCAGGCCAACAACCAGUACAUCCCCAAACCCAAAGCGGCCCGCAUGAAGAAAGGCCGACCCCGACACAUUUAAGCAGGACCUCCUUAAUAUUUUUGACGCGUGUGCAGAGUUGCAUUCUGGGAUAUUUAUUGCGAGAAGACUUUUGAUUGUUGCCUUGAUAAGGUGUUUGCAAAUUGCACUGUGAGGCCUCCCUCGUCUGAGCUUUUUAGGUUGUACAAGCAAAUUACUGUAUUUAAAAUGGCCUACAGCAUCAUCGGUUGUCAUUUGUCUUAUCGUCUUUUUUUUUUGGGUCAAUUUUUAAGAUAUUUAAAACAAGUGACAUUUCUCAAGUGCUUUGUGCUUUUUUCAAAGAUAAGCCAUUCUCUUGUCUCCUGGCGAAGAAAAAAAAUGCUACUGUGACACCGUGCUUCACUUUGGGCAACAUCGCACAUCAGGAUGGAUAUUAUUCUUAUGAGGUGAAGAUAAUUAUUUUCAUAAACGAUUUACAAUAACGCCUCUUGGUACGAGAACAUGUGGCACAACCUUGUUUUUUAAUGUCAGACUUUUUUUUUUUACACAGGCUUAAUGUAAGACCUUUUGCAGGCUGCAUAUUCAUAUUGAAGCAUAAUGAUGUUCAUAAAUACAAUUUAAUGCAAAAUAA
Hippocampus zosterae (dwarf seahorse) is the source of this 2464-nucleotide messenger RNA. RefSeq names its product UDP-glucuronate decarboxylase 1 (gene uxs1). Gene Ontology annotation, molecular function: UDP-glucuronate decarboxylase activity; NAD+ binding. The coding region runs from base 640 to 1896 and encodes 418 amino acids. The transcript has 15 exons. The record is from RefSeq and is a predicted model, not a curated record. Gene Ontology annotation, cellular component: cytoplasm. Lineage: Eukaryota; Metazoa; Chordata; Actinopteri; Syngnathiformes; Syngnathidae. Gene Ontology annotation, biological process: D-xylose metabolic process.